UAGAGUCCAACAUGGCAGAAUAUUUCGUCAAAGUCCCGGAUUUGAGAAAGAGGUUUAGGGAGAAAUAUCGAGAUAAAAUUGCUCAAGGUCUCUAUGAUGCAGAAGAUCUUGCCAGACUGGAAGAUAAUGACACGUAUGUUGAGCUCUUUCUUCAGAGUGAGAAGGGAAACAUUGACAGUGCAACCUCCAUGAUCGACGGAGCUUUUGUUUGGAGGAAGUCCAUUGGAGUGAAUGGUUUGUCUUCGACAUCGUUUCCUCGAGAAGUCCAUGAAAAAGGUGCUAUAUAUUUUCAUAACCAUGAUAAAGAUGGAAAUGAAAUUUUGUAUUUCAGAAUAAAAGACCACAAAAAAGAUCCCACCAAGUUGCUGUUGCUUCAGAAAUAUGUUGCCUACCUCUUGGAGCAGUAUUUUAUGGAGAAUAUGGGCAGCCAAAUUGUUGUGAUGUUUGACAUGACUGAUGCUGGCCUAUCGAACAUGGAUUUGGACCUCAUCAAGUUUAUCAUCACCUGUUUCACGACGUACUAUCCAAAUUAUUUAGCUUAUUUAUUAGUUUAUGACAUGCCCUGGGUGCUAAACGCUGUCUGGAAAAUCAUCAAGACGUGGUUGAGUGAAGAAUCAUCAAAGAAAGUGAUAUUUGUGAAAAAAGGGGACAUACAGGAGUACAUCGACAAGGACCAGUUAUUAGAGCAUAUGGGGGGAACUGACACUUACAAAUACACGUAUAUCCCUCCAUCUCUGGACAUCGGUGACAGCUCAGGGGAGAUGAUGAGUUUGACCCAUGAAAACGGUAUUCUACCCUCACCUGGCGAUUUAGCCGCGAGAAAAAAGGUGACGUUUGCUGGGCGAGAGCAGAAUAUGUAUGCCAGUUUCUCCACUGAUACAGAUGACGUGGAUGCAAGCCCGACAACUCCGACAAAGCCUGAUGGAUCGGUCAAAAAUCGUCCACAGUCUCUCCUUACCCAUCGCAAAGACCGAGGAGAGAGCACAUACGAUGGGAAAUACUUAUCGGUCAGUCCUGCCAACCAGCUUGACUUUGAAGUCACAGACCUGAAAAAAGAAUCUUUGGACAUCUUGACACUGACGAAUAACCAUCAGGAAAAUAGAGUAGCCUUUAAGGUAAAAACGACAUCGCCAGAAAAGUACCGAGUCCGUCCAAGUACUGGUGUGGUACGAUCAGGGUCCUCCACUGAAGUCAGUGUCUACCUACAGCCUGGUAUCACAAAUGUCGCCCGGGACAAAUUCCUCGUCAUGGCCAUGGACAUUGGCACUGAUGGUUUCUCAAGUAGCGGUGAAUUGGCCGACAAGUGGCGGUCAGAGCCGCGUGACAAUAUCAUGGAGCACCGCCUCCGUACGAACGUCACAGAAAAAUUGAAAUCUCCAGUCGAGGAGGGGCUGCCAGAAUCUUCACUGUCACCGGUGACGACAACUCAAGAUUCGCCAUCAUUGGAGAAAAAGAUUGAUGACAUGAAUCGGAAGCUCGAGAACAUAUUACGCCUCCAUCGGAACCAGGAGCUGCGUCUGGACCGUAUCUACCGCUACCAGGUCUUCUUCUGUCUGUGCAUUGUGUUCAUCAGUAUCGCCAUCGCCCUUUCAUACAAACUGGACUAUCUGCCCAUUCAGAAAUAUACAGUCAAUGCCUGUAUGCCGCAUUUUAUGCACUAGUGCCACCCACUGAUAACAAGAAAAAGUUCACAAAAUUUUACGAAUUGCAUCGGACUCUAUGCAUUAAACAGAAUAUACUCUGUGAUUAUGAAGAAAACUUGUGUUUAUUAUUAGAAUUGACGCAUAAGCUGUGAUAAGAUGUAUUAUUUUUGAAAAUUGUCGCCAUGUUCGUUUAUUGAUAAUCAGGCAUUUAAAGUGUAUUGUUGUUGUGUGCUCCUUUAUUGCCCCUGAGAAUCAGUUUCCCAACUUUUUGAGAAAGUGCCAGCGCUCCCACUGAGCGUGUCUGCUUGCAAAAGAAUGUGCAGUACUAUUCGGGGUGAAUACGUCCUUCUGCAAAACAAUCCUCCUCACCCACUUUCAAACAAACCAUUCAACGCUAUGUCCCUCCACGUAGUUCCUGCUUUGUUUUGAUAUUCACAUGACUAUUCACACUAUGUCUCGCAAGCUGGGGAACUAUUUCUCAAGGGUGUUUUAUUGAAAGUUGUGAAUCAUUGUUUGCACAGCUAAAAUUGUGGCUGAUAUUUUAUUAAUUCUGAGAACUUAACGUGUACAGUUGCCCAUGGUGAGAUUUCAUUUGAUUCCAUUUUGUUAUUAUCGCACAAAAGGCAUGUGAAUUUUACACCAUGAGAGAAAAGAAACAACUUAUUACUUCUUGAAGAAUUAGGGUUUUUUGGAGAAAGCUUGAAAUAAGCUCAUCUUUUGAGGGGAGAGUAAACAAAUACAUCCUCUAUUCGUUUACUUUUUCCCGUCUGUUGACUAUUUCUAGUAUGUGAAUCAGUUCAGUGUGUUAUGUGGUAUGUAUAGUAUUAUAGUUAGGUAUGCAUGCAAGUUGUAUAUGUGCUUGUGGCGUGUGCUAUCCGUUUUUGGUCACAGAAGAUAUAUAUAGGUCCUAAAUGCUCAAAGAUUGGCAUCGAACAAUGUGACAAGACAUGACAUAUGAGCGUAGUGUUAGAAAAUCUGCCAAAUUUGACAACUGCAACUGGUGCAGUUAUGGCUGUAGUCAAUAGGAUCUCCCCAUUUUGGGUCAGUUUGAUGUCCAUCCAUGCCUUUGAUACAAAAGUCACCUCUUAUUUUUCUUAUGAAUGUUGCGUGUUUGAAAUUGGUUCUGGCCAAAUUGAGUUGUUUUUAAAAAAAUUCUGCAUGAUUUGUCCCUCAUUCAACAUAAGAAAUGGGCUGUGAUGGUUUUCCGAAUUUUGUACUGGGUGUUUAAAAAUAUGAGAUUGUUCCAGUGAAGGGGUGUGGGGUUGGCUAUAGGUGUCUUACUUUUGGUGUACCAGGAAAUUUCCAGAAAUGGUGGUUUCAUCGUUGUCGUAAACUUGGAACAUUCCUAUUGUAUCAUGAGAGGGAGUUUUAUUUGGGCUGAUUUUAAAGAUAAGCACGGUUCACAUAAGUAAAAUGGUUCCUAUUAGCCAUCAUGGAGAGUUAGCAGCUCUGGAAAUGAAUAAAGCAUGCAAUGAAUA
Lineus longissimus is the source of this 3121-nucleotide messenger RNA. Its product is annotated as motile sperm domain-containing protein 2-like. The coding region runs from base 12 to 1661 and encodes 549 amino acids. The record is from RefSeq and is a predicted model, not a curated record. Gene Ontology annotation, cellular component: endomembrane system; endoplasmic reticulum-endosome membrane contact site. NCBI's taxonomy places the organism in Eukaryota, Metazoa, Nemertea, Pilidiophora, Heteronemertea, Lineidae. The transcript has 15 exons.